UGUCAUUUUUGGUCUGAAGUGAUAAACUCAGCAGGUGGGUGAAAAGACUUGCUAACUAACUUAGCGCCUAACUAGCAAAACGAAAGGUGUGAUAGCAGGACACUGGUUUGGACGUAUUAAUUGAGUCUUGUAAGUGUGGCACCUGCUCGGGAGUAUUCAUUUAGUCUACCUGGUAAAAUCUCAAGGAGGACAGCAGCAUGGAGGGAAACGUGCAGCAGAAAGCAUCUCCUUUAGCUCGGGAACUAACACGGAUAUUUAACAGCUACAACAAGCACACGAUCCAGCUGAAGAAGAACCUGAAGGAGACCAAUGCUUUCUUCCGGGAAAUCAGGCAAAACUACAGCAAUGCUUGUGCAUCAACCAUGAGCUCGGAGUCAGCUUCUCUGGAGGCAGCCCAGUUUAGCUGCAUCUCUUUCCCCAGCCACGAGGAAGAGUUCCUACGCAACACUGUGGGCGCUGCCCCAUACAUCGUGGUACUGGGCCAGGACUGUGCUGCCCGCUACCAGCUGCUCAACUGUCUCCUUGGGGAGAGACUGCUGCCAUUGGGCCCAGAGGCCGGCAAGGCUUGUGAAGGAGUCCAGGGCACCGUCUGCAAAAGACGGAAGCUGUGUUUCACCCACGGGAGGCAGACCCGGCUCAGUUUGGCGCUGCCUGGCCAGUAUGAGCUGGUGCACCAGUUGGCGGCUAACUGUGGCCGCUGGGAUACAGUUCCCCGGGAAGACCUGGAGAUCCACGAGGAAUGUGAGGACCCAGCACACAGGCUAGCAGAGCUGGAGAUCACCCUGCAUCAUCCACUGCUUCAGGAAGCGAAGGUCAUGGUGGUACCUUGUCCGAGUGUCCAGCCCAUAGAAGAGGCCCUGGAGGACUGCACUCGCAAUGUGAUUCCUAUCUUACUUUAUGCCAUCAACCAGGACUCCCUCAGCACAGAGCAGGUGGCAGAGCUCUGGAAGGUCAAAGAGAUGCUCUCCUUUCCCAUCUGUUUUAUCCGCAUCCCUGACACCAUGCCAGCAGCCUCCCCAGAACCUGGUCGCCGUGCCGAGAAGGAAAAGGAAAGGGAGAAGAGCCCCCUCCACAAGCAGUUGCUCUCCCUUGGUUUCCUAAACAGCCCAACAGGAAACUGCUCAUGUGGGGCCCCUACACAGAUGCCCACCCCGGGCGCCAAGCCCCAAAGCAUGCUGGGUGAGGCUUUCGAAAGACUGCAUCGGUUGCUGGUGCCUUUUGCUCGCCAAGUGCUUCAAAACCAGCAAGUGGAGGCUGCCAAUCUACUUAAUGGGCUCCAUUGUCGCUGUCUAGAUCUUUUCAUCAAUCAGGCCUUUGACAUGCAGAGGGACCUGCAGAUAACACCCCGCAGGCUGGAGUACACUCGUGAGAAAGAGGGCGAAUUGUUCACCUCCCUCAUGGCCAUUGCUAAUCGCAAACAGGAAGAGAUGAAGGAGAUGAUUGUGGAGACACUCAGCAGCAUGAAAGAGCAGUUGCUGGAGGAUGCUGCCAACCUGGAGUUUACAGACAUCAUCGUAACAACUAAUGGAGAGCCUGUUACGUCGAAGGAGAUCAAAUCGUGCAUCCAUCAGAUCCAGGAGCUGAUAGUGGUUCGCUUGAAUCAGGCUGUGGCAAAUAAGCUGAUCAGCUCUGUGGACUAUUUGAGGGAGAGCUUCGUAGGAACUCUGGAGCGAUGUCUCAACAGUCUGGAGAAGUCGCACAUUGAAUCUUCAGUCCACAAUAUCACCUCCAAUCACCUCAAACAGUUGUUAAAUGCUGCCUAUCAUGUGGAGGUUACCUUUCAUUCAGGAUCCUCCGUCACUCGACUUGUCUGGGAGCAAAUCAAACAGAUAAUCCACAGGAUAACAUUUGUCAACCCCCCUGCCAUCACUCCAGAGUGGAAACGGAAAGUGGCUCAGGACGCCAUAGAGAGUCUCAGUGCUGCCAAACUGGCCCGAAGCAUCUGCUCCCAGUUCAGGACCCGCCUCAACAGCUCCCACGAGGCCUUUGCAGCAUCCCUGCGUCAGCUGGAGGAAGGGCACACAGGCCGUCUGGAGCGCACUGAGGACCUGUGGCUGCGUGUGAGGAAGGACCACGCCCCUCGACUGGCUCGUCUGUCUUUGGAGAGCCGCUCUCUGAGGGAUGUGCUGCUGCAUGGCAAGCCUAAGCUUGGACGAGAAUUGGGCCGGGGCCAAUACGGAGUUGUGUACUUGUGUGACAGUUGGGGAGGACACUACCCAUGUGCCUUAAAGUCUGUGGUCCCGCCUGAUGAUAAACAUUGGAACGACCUGGCUUUAGAGUUUCACUACACAAGGACCCUGCCAAAGCACGAGCGUCUGGUGGACCUGCAUGGCUCCGUGAUUGAUCACACUUACGGAGGCGGCUCCAGCAUCGCUGUGCUGCUUAUCAUGGAGCGGCUGCACAGAGACCUCUAUACAGGCUUGAAGGCUGGUUUAUCAAUGAAAGAGAGACUUCAGAUCGCUCUGGAUGUGGUGGAGGGGAUCCGCUUCCUGCACAGUCAGGGCCUCUUGCACAGAGAUAUAAAGCUAAAAAAUGUUCUGUUGGACAAACAAAAUCGUGCAAAGAUCACUGACCUGGGCUUCUGUAAACCAGAGGCCAUGAUGUCUGGCAGCAUCGUUGGAACCCCCAUUCACAUGGCUCCAGAGCUGUUUACAGGAAAGUAUGAUAACUCAGUUGACGUCUACGCCUUCGGGAUCCUUUUCUGGUACCUCUGCACUGGUUCAGUUAAACUCCCAGAAGCCUUUGAGAAAUGCUCCAGCAAAGACCAACUCUGGAAUAACGUUAAAAAAGGUGCCAGACCAGAGCGGUUGCCUGGUUUCGACGAGGAAUGCUGGCAGCUGAUGGAGGCCUGCUGGAAUGGAGACCCUUCCCAGAGGCCCCUGCUCGGUAUUGUGGAGCCCAGCCUGCAAAGCAUCAUGGUCCGACUCUGCAACUGCGGCUCGGAACAGAAAAGCAGCAGCCUUGAGGACUCAAACUGAAAACACUCCAGACAAACUAACACACGUGUGAUAGGGAUUCUGAUCAGAAAAGUAUUUUUGUUGUAUUUAUGAAGAAAGGAGGUGAACAGGCGACCGAUGAAUUAUGUCCUCCUUGUUCACAGAUGUUGGCUUUACGUUAUUUAUGAGGAGUUGAUACAGACCAGAAGUUUGCAAUAUGUGUGUUUUAUUGUUUGUGCUUUGUGUAUUUGUAUACAAACUCUACAAUACGCUUUGCUCGUAGCUGUCGUGCUAAUUGCUACUGUUAUUUCAUUGUUACUAGAUAAAAAUUGUUUUAAAAAUAGUCCAUUCCCAGUAUUAUGAAAAAAAUGAUUAUAUAAAAGAUUAAUUUUAGAUUGUAUUUAAACUGAACAUGUCUGCAUCUAUACAUCUUUUUUUAAUAAAAUGAUCUGUU
This is a messenger RNA of Scomber japonicus (chub mackerel), 3390 nucleotides long. It is a transcript of the gene dstyk, whose product is annotated as dual serine/threonine and tyrosine protein kinase. The transcript has 14 exons. Gene Ontology annotation, molecular function: ATP binding; protein kinase activity. The coding region runs from base 198 to 2978 and encodes 926 amino acids. Gene Ontology annotation, biological process: protein phosphorylation. NCBI's taxonomy places the organism in Eukaryota, Metazoa, Chordata, Actinopteri, Scombriformes, Scombridae. The record is from RefSeq and is a predicted model, not a curated record.